Messenger RNA from Notothenia coriiceps (black rockcod), 5169 nucleotides. RefSeq names its product PHD and ring finger domains 1 (gene phrf1). The record is from RefSeq and is a predicted model, not a curated record. The transcript has 17 exons. Bases 181 to 4896 code for a protein of 1571 amino acids. Lineage: Eukaryota; Metazoa; Chordata; Actinopteri; Perciformes; Nototheniidae.
GCCGGUGGUGUCACUCAACAACCGUGGAGACUUCAGACACUUAAAAUCACAACUCACUUUACUGAGUAGGAGUCGGUUGAUUGUCUUUCCAUCAUCUCCUGUCCUCUCUGAACAGAUUCCUUCAGAGAAAAGCUGUGUUGCUGUUGAGAAAUUGUUCAGCUGAUUUUCUGAUGGUCAGCCAUGGAUGAAGAUGACAGCCAAGAGGAGCUGAUCAACCGCAGUACUUCCAACAGCAAAGGAAAAAGGCCUGCGUUGUGGGCAAUCUCAGAUGACUCGGACAGUGGGGAAGCGGAGUCUGAAGAGGGAGAAUCUGAGAGUGGUGAGGAAGAAGAGGAUGAUCAUCUAGGUGGAGGGGAUGAUAGUGAUGAUGAUGAGGAAGAUGAUGAUGAGGAAGAAGAAGAAGAAGAAGAAGAUGGGAAUGAAGAGGAAGAUGAUGAGGAAGAAGAGGGAGACGCUAAGGCUGAGGAUGGAGCUUUAGUUGGAACCUCUGCUGAUCCUGCCGACAUGAGCUCGGAUGAAGACGCAGAUAAAUGUCCCAUCUGCCUUAACUCCUUCAGCAGCCAGCCUGUCGCAACACCAGAGAACUGCGAGCACUACUUCUGCCUCGACUGCAUCCUUGCAUGGGCCAAGAAUGCAAACUCGUGUCCUGUGGACCGUAUUGCCUUCAACAGCAUAUACUUAAGGAAAUGUUAUGGAGGCAAAGUAAAGAAAAUGAUCACAGUACAAAAGCCUGUGAAGGAAGGAGUUCAGGAAGUAGUAGAUUUGGACCUGGAGCAGACCAGCUGUGAGGCGUGUGGGGGCAGUGACCGUGAGGACCGCCUCUUGCUCUGCGAUGGCUGUGAUUCUGGGUAUCACAUGGAGUGCCUCACGCCUCCUCUGGACUCUGUUCCUGUGGAGGAAUGGUUCUGCCCAGAGUGUGAAGCCACCAACCGUCGCUCAAGGGUUUCAGCUGAAGAACUUAGCGACACAGAGAGCCUUCCCUCUACCGCCCGUCCUGCCACCAGUCGCUUCCAGUUCGGUGCUGCAGGUCCCACCAGAGCCAUCGCCCGGACACAACAGAGCGAGAGGGUUCGCGCUAAUGUCAACCGCCACCGCAUCACACAGGCACGCUCCUCACAGUUGGCUCCCACCUUUCUCAUCCAGUCCACUUGGCUCGAUGACACUAUUAACGCUGUGGUGGCUGGGCUCAACACGGCUGUGUAUAUACGGGACUUCACCCCCCGCCCCCCAACUACCCACAGGCGCAAGACCAGGAAGCGCAGGAAGGUGCGAAGAAAGACGACAUCUUCUGCCAAAAGUAAAACGGGCAAAGCAGCAACUACAGGAGUGAAGAGGAGGAAACGGAGAGUGAGGAGGACUAAAUCCAGAAGAAGGAUCGUGAAAAAGCCAGCCACUGCUCGAAGCCGUAUUGCUAAUACUCUCCGAAUUGUAAAGGACAAAAAGGGUUCUUCGCUUCCUUCAGUGUAUCGGCCAGCAGAGAACACGCUAAGCAACAUGCGUGCUGACAUCGGUGCUGCAUCUCUCUCUAUCCACGGGGAUCAAUACGACCUGGAUCCAUUAUCGGAACGUGAGGAGGUGGAGCAGCAGGCCCGCGUCACAUCGCUGUUGGAGGCCAAGAGACGAGGGAUCUCUCGCUCUGCUCUGCGCUCUCACCAGCCUGUAGCUCGACCCGUCACUGCAGGCCAUUCCAGGAGAGGUAUGGACGUUCCCCAAUCAGCGGGUUUUGUUGAGGCGGCUCCUGUGCCCGACCUCCUGGGAAGCAUCCUAUCAGGACAAAGCGUCCUCUUGAUGAACAGCUGUGAUGUCGUUAUCAAUCGAGAUGGUUCCCUUAAAGCAACAAAGUCAUUAAUGCAAUCUGAGUUAAACCCAGGCCACAGCAACGACAACAGCUCAGGAGAUGCCAGCACCCAGAUCAGCCCAAUGAUGUCCCCCAACCAAGGAGACAGUUCUCCGUCCCUCCCCUACAAUGUAGACCAACCAGGAUCCUCCCACAGUUACACGAACAGACCUCUAUCCCAGAGCUCCUCUCACUUACCCCUCCACACGCCCCUGCAGACCGGCCAGAUCCGACCAUCUUCUCAGCUUCCUCUUCCGAUCAGACCCACGCACCCCCACGGUCAUCAGAGAAGCAACGGAGCCCCCAGCCCCUCCCUAAGCACCAAGAGCAAGGAGAUGGCUUCAUCACAAUCCCAAAAAGCACCCGCAAAGCCCAUGUGGGUAGAUGUGUCAGUGCUUCCUAGGAUACCAAAAAUCAAAAGGGAGAGCGGUGAUGUCACAAAUAAUGGCACCAAUCAAGAUGUCCGUGAUCGUAGCAGCAGCAGCAGUAGUAGUAGGGGAAGCAGUAGCAAUUCCACCACCAGUCGUCAUGGUCACAGCCUGCCAGAAACGGGCAUGAACAGUCUUGCUGGGGACAGGGGACGGCAGCAAAGUGUAGACCAGCAGAAGGGCCGGGCCGAGGGUCAGAGGCAGACGCCCGAGGGACCUGGCUCUUCCUCCGCCUUCUCCAACUCGUUCUCCUCCUCUUCCUCCUCCUCCAUGGGCUCUUCUGCCAGCCAGUCUCGUUAUUCCUCGUCGGCAUCAUCCUCGUCAUCGGUGAGUUUCCGCAUUAACACAAGUGGGAACACGUGGCAGCCGAGGCAGGUAGGCAGCUCGUCACUUCCUGUCGCUGGAAGCAGUACGCAGCCGACCCGGGCACAAAAGGAAAACGAAGCCAAAAAGAGACAGCUGCACAGAGAUAAACAGAAGCUGCUGGCAUCGCGUACAGCGGUCAAACAGGAAGAAAGCAGCGAUACUAUCUACGAUCCUUUUGAUCCCACUCUGUCAGACUCGAGCAGCUCAGACAACGAAGCUGAGAGCGCAAGACUGCAUGGAAGCUGCCAGAAUGCAACACAUGAGGAGAAAGCUUCUAGUUUAGUAAAGAAGAGUCAAAGGCAGCAGGACCUGGUGACUGUCAAAACCGAAUCACAGGACAUUGAGGUCUCACAGGAAGAACCAAUGAGAGCUGACGCUCAGGAAUCCACAUCCCAGGAAGUCAGAUUCUCAGAAACAUAUGUCAAGGUAGAAACAAAAUCAAGACUAAUAGAUAUGAAGUCUGAGAAAACAACAUCGUUACUAGCCUCUAAAGUUAAGAUAGAACUAGGGUUGGUUGAUGCAGGGGGAGCUGAAAUAAUUGGUAGCAGCGUUGAAAGUGAAAAGACAGAAGACACCUCACCACCUGUCCAACACAGACUGGAUCUCUUCAAGACUAAGAGAGAAGAGGAGAGUGCACAGAGGGCUGUCACUCCUAACACUGCUCCUCGAGAUCCAUCAGCAUCUAGCUCUACUCCCAUUAAGAAGGAACAAAAGCCGGAAACUAAAUCUGACUCUAAGUCCUCUCACAAGUCAAGAGAUUUGGGCCAAAAGAAGAAGACCUUCCAAGCUUCGAAGGAGAGGCGCUCUAAAAGUCCAGAGACAGACCGAGGGAAGAGGGGAGACCGCCAGGCAUCAGGCCCAGGAGGCAGACAAAAGGAAAAGAGUUCCAGACGGUCCAGGUCCAGAGAGAGGACUGGUGCACACUCAGUCUCUGAAAGCUCUCAGUCCCCUGUGAGGAAACGCCCAAAGAGACAGCGAUCCUGCUCCCAAUCCAAAGAGAGGAGGAGAUCUAGGUCUGGUUCUGGAUCUAGCAGCAGAGAGCGUUCCAGAAAGAAGAAGCCUUUACAAAGGAGCAAGGAGAGAAGUGAUGGCAGAGAUCGAGACAGUGACAGAGGCCGAGAGUCGAAGGACAAGAGACGCGGUCGGGGUCGCUCACGUUCACGGUCGAAAUCACGGUCCAGAUCCGUAUCCAGGGAACGGAAGAAGGGUCACACACGACUGCCACAGCCAUCGCUCUCCUCCAAAGACAAGGAGGACUCUCGAUCAAAAGACAAGAUGAGACGCAGGUCCAGAUCCAGCUCAAGAGAGAAAAGGAAAGAAGAAGGGUCUUCAUCCAAGAGCGCUCAGAGGACUUCAGGGUCCCGCGUUUCGUCCUCUAAAGACACGAAACGCUCACAAGACAGGAAAAAAGCAAAGGAUACACCUAUAAGUUCCAUCAUAGAGGAACACGUUGCCCCAGUGAUCAAACAAAAGACUCCCUCCCAUACUCCUGCCUCUGAAAUGACAAAGAAAGACCCUAAGGUAGAGAGCCAGGACACAACGGCGGGAAAAGCUACAGAGAUCAAGGUUGAAAAAGAAAUGAAGAAAGAAAAGCGACCAUCUCUUGAUAUGUUUGAAGAUGUGUUUUCUAUUAGUGAACAGAUUAAGAAAGAAGAAUCUGACAUCCAUGCUUUCAUGGUGGCCAAAAGCAUGGAUGAGAAGGGGAAAAAAGAAGACCCCAUCAAGACGGAGAAGUGUAAAAUCCCCAUUAUUAAAUCUGAGCCAAGUUCCCCUACAUUAUGCCAUUCACCCCCUCCCCCCUUAUCCUCCUCACUGACCACACCUGUCCCAGCAGACAGUCUCCAGGAUACAGUGUCUGACCCAGAGUUAACGGCCUCCAGUGAACAACCAGACUCUGUGAAGCAGGAAGUCCAGGAGCCCUCGGACUCUGAUGAUGACUUUAAUGUCGAUGUGAUGCUGGACAGCCUGGACUAUGUGAAGACGGAGCGCUCAGAGGAGAGCGGUGCAUCCGUCAAACAGGAGGGGGAGGAGGAGGAGGAGGAGGAGGGGAAGAGCGAACAGAUAUCGACCGUAGCCAAAUCCAAGACUCAGGGGAAGAGGGUCACCUGGAAUAUACAGGAGCCUGAUGGGCCUCAACCAGAAAAGAAGUCUGCAAGCAAGCUGUCUCUGUAUAAACUGAAGCUGAAGCAGGAAGGGGCUCGCAGACCCUCCUCAACAGGCCAGACAUCUAGUCAGGUAGGACAGGUAUCACCUACUAACAGUUAACCUAAUUGUGCUAGCUAAACACUAUACGUGUGUCAUGUGAUUGAAUAACCAGAGGGUGGCAGUGUUUUAUCUAUAAAAGAGCAAAUGUAUUUUUCUGGGUGAAGUCACGUGAGAGAAACUAAAACUGAUACUGAGAUAAUUUUAGACUAAACGAAAGUAAAAGCUUUAGUGCAGAAACCUGCUGUCAACAGAUUUGAUUCGGUCACUUCCUCCCCCUCCUACUAGUGCUGUGUACCUGGACUCACAUUCAGGUUCAGGUCCGGACUCAAGUCC